Molecule: messenger RNA, 357 nt
Organism: Symbiodinium pilosum
Lineage: Eukaryota; Dinophyceae; Suessiales; Symbiodiniaceae
Source: the annotation of a GenBank genome assembly
GUGGGCAAUCACAAAGGCUUUAUUCGAGCCAUCUCGGACAUGCCAGAUGCUUUGACACGAGGGCAAGGCCAGCUGGAGAAGUUGAUGCAGCGGUGUUUCAUCAGCGAUUUGGAAAUAUGGCCCAGAAUUCGCAAAGAUGUGCAGGACUGCCUUCGCGAUGAGGAAUGGCAGCAGGAUGUGCGGCAGAUCAGCCUUGAGCUGCCCCAAGAUGUCAAAGACAUCCAGGCCCACAUCCUGAACAUCGUGCAGAGCACUCUUGUCCAGCUGCAGAAGGACCCGAAUCUCGACCUGGGCCACUUGCAGGUGCGAGACUCUGUGUCUCCCGCUUUCGAGGCCGAGCUGCGCCAGGCCAUUUGA